Labeo rohita (rohu) is the source of this 1087-nucleotide messenger RNA. RefSeq names its product cornifelin homolog. The record is from RefSeq and is a predicted model, not a curated record. The transcript is spliced from 3 exons. NCBI's taxonomy places the organism in Eukaryota, Metazoa, Chordata, Actinopteri, Cypriniformes, Cyprinidae. The coding region runs from base 36 to 485 and encodes 149 amino acids.
UACCCCUACAGAUACUACUGUAUACAGCAGCAAACAUGAUAAUUCAGCAGCCUCAGUUCAGUCCUGUGGUGGCAGUGAGCUCAAACCAGUGGAGCACGGGAAUCUGUGGAUGCUUUGAUGAAUGUGAUGUCUGCUGCUUUGCCACAUGGUUACCCUGCUGCUUUAUUUGUUCCACAGCAUCAGAUUUUGGGGAGUUUUGCUGUCUGCCCCUGAUUGACUUUUUUUCCUGCACUCCUCCGGUAUCUUUGGCACUGCGGACUACUGUGAGAAAUCGAUAUGGCAUACAGGGGGGGCUGGGAUCUGACUGCAUGUAUGUGACCUUCUGCAACAUUUGCUCCUGGUGCCAAAUUGCGAGGGAAGUGAAAAGACGACGUGCAACUCCUAUGGUGGUUAAUGCUCAGCCUGCGGUCUUAGCCAUUCCCCCAGUGGUGGUUUCCCCCCCUCGACCUGUUGUGACGACCCAGGUAACAACAGUGGUUAACUGAUGAUGUCAUCAGACUAAUCCACUGUGGAAAUUGGUGGAUGAAGUGAUUUUGGAUAUUGACUCUGGAGACAGUUUACCAUAUAUCAUAAUUUACUUAAAUACAUAUUUGUAUGUACAACUACAUAUUCUCUAUAGUCAUUUCAUUUUUAAUUUUUAAGAAAAAUUGCUGUUUGGUCAGGACCAAAGGCGGCAAAAUAUGAGAAAUCUUUAUGGUGCGAUUCUCAGUGAGCUCCAAAUAUAACAUUAAUAUUCCCAGAGGCAGAAUGUUUUUGUACCAGGUAAUAUGAACUAUAGAAAGUAACAGAGGAAAGAGGAAACUGUGGCUCUGUGAUAAAGUCCAUGAAGUGAGUCAUAGCCUGGAGUCAUAGUCACCAAUUACACCUGCCUUUGUUUCAUUUGGCAGCUUGCCUCCUCUUUUAUACUUCUCACCACAGCAAACAAGCCUGAAUGCUUGAGAUGUUUCCAAGAUAGUUCAUAUACGAGCUGUUUGUAUUGUGUCUUAAUUAGAUGAUUUUGUAGGUUUUUUUGCUUGUUGGACUGUUUAAGAUUUCUUCAUCUUUCUAAGUUGAAGACAUUUGUUGAUUUCUUGAUUCUGAAAAUAAG